This is a messenger RNA of Nerophis lumbriciformis (worm pipefish), 816 nucleotides long. The record is from RefSeq and is a predicted model, not a curated record. NCBI's taxonomy places the organism in Eukaryota, Metazoa, Chordata, Actinopteri, Syngnathiformes, Syngnathidae.
AUGAACAACAGACCUCUGCAGAAUCGAACGGCGCUGAUCACUGGCGCAUCGUCAGGAAUCGGCCGCGCCCUGGCAUUCGAAUAUGCUCGGGCGGGCGCGAACCUCGUGUUGGUCGCGCGCAGGCUGAACCGGCUUGACCAACUGAGCAAAGAGCUGACUGAAAAACACGCUAUCGAGGCCGUGGCCCUGGUGGCUGACCUAAGCGACUCGGCUGCGCCGGAGGACAUGGUUAGACAGUUAACAGAGCGCGAAAUAGACGUCGAUAUCCUGAUUAACAAUGCGGGCUACGGCGUGCCAGGGAAGUAUCUUUCUGUCGAUUGGCAGGUUCACCGCGAUUUCGAACAAGUAAUGACCAUCGCAGUGAUGCAUCUGACCUACUUGUUGCUACCCCAGAUGCUCGAUCGGGGGUGGGGCCGUGUGGUUAACAUUGCCUCGUUAGCCGGUCAUGUUCCAGGGUCAGCCGGUCACACCUGCUACGAGGCAGUGAAGGCAUGGAUGGUGCGCUUUAGUGAAUCGCUGCACUUCGAGUACGCGUCGAAGGGCGUGAUCACCACCGCGGUGUGUCCGGGGUUCACCUAUUCUGAGUUUCACGACGUGACCGGCACCCGCGAGCAAGUCAAUAAGAUGCACAAGCGCCUGUGGAUGACAGCAGCAGAAGUCGCCAGGCAAACACUCCAAGCCAGCGAGUCCGGUAAGGUGGUCCAUAUCACUGGCGGCUGGAACCGGUUGAUUGCCAGAGCAGUUCGGUGGGCACCUACCGGCCUGCUUUAUCGCGUGAUGAAGAAGCAAUCGAGCAAAUUUCGCAAGACCGAUUAA